This is a messenger RNA of Rotaria sp. Silwood1, 408 nucleotides long. NCBI's taxonomy places the organism in Eukaryota, Metazoa, Rotifera, Eurotatoria, Philodinida, Philodinidae. The record is from the annotation of a GenBank genome assembly.
AUGAGUACAUUAUCAACAGGAAUGGCGACGAUGUCUGCAAAGGCUGGUAUGUUGAUUACUUUUGCUUGUCUUCCUGGUACAACAGCCGCUGAUAACGGACCCAACGGACGUAAUGGAAUGUUUACUUAUCAUUUACUACAGCACAUUACUCGACCAGGAGAAGAUAUCACGAUGCUGCUUAGAGACGUGACCAAUGGAGUGGUCAAUGAUACAAGAGGAAAACAAAUGCCGUAUGUUACAUCUGCUUUGCUACAACAGCACAUUUAUUUGGUACCAUAUCAGAAAAAUACAACGUUACCGGCUGAAGAAUUAGGAACCAGUUCAAAACCAACUGUCAUUCGAAAGCGACUAGUUGAUAUAGAUGAACAUGAUAAUUGGAAUAUUCAAAAUGGUACAUAUGUCAUGUGA